CUCUUUUUGAAAAAGCCGUCCUUCCGCGCCCACUCCAAAAACCCUCCAAACUUGAGCAAAAACCCCUGAAAAUUGGAUUCUCUCUCUCACUCCCAUACUCCUUUCAGUUACAGGUAUCACCACUGUCACUCGCCACUAUCAUUUCCUCUCCAUCUCUCUAAACAAAAUCCUCAGCAAUGGAAGAAGAAGAACAAAAAAGGGUUUUAGAUCUGGUUAAAGAAUUAGUUCUUAGGUUAGUUUCUAACUCCUCAUCACCAGAAGAAGAAUCAACAAUCGAAUCAGGAAAAACACUAAAAUAUGCUAUGAGAAUAUUAGGUAGUAGAAUGACGCCAUCAAUCUCUAUUGACGAAGCUUCUAUGGCUGAAUCUAUUAAGCGUCAUCUUGUUAAUGAAGGUAAAUCUUCCGAUGCCCUAACUUUUGCAGAUCUUUAUACUAAGUUCUCAUCCAAAUCCGGUUCUGGUUGUAUUCAAAAUAAAUGGUCUGUACUUUACCUUUUGAAAGUUAUUUCUGAAGAUAGAAGGAAAGACAAGAAAUCUGAUUCUAGGGUUUCUUCUGGGUUCUUUGCUUCUACUGUUUCUGGUGGUCUACCUGUCUUAGUUUAUGAAUCUUCGUGUAAUUCUAGAAAGACCCUGGAUAAUAGUAGGAUUGGUAAUGGUAAUGGUGGUGUUUUGUUAAUUUCGAAAGAUCCUGAGAAUAUUAGGGACAUUGCUUUACGUGAUUUUGCAAAUUUGUUGAAGGAAGAAAGCGAGAUUGUGGAGGGGUGUUUAGUUAGGGAUGUGUUGUAUGUGUCCCAAGGAAUUGAUGGUAAAUAUGUCAAGUUUGAUAAGAAUUUGGAUGGGUAUGUAUUGUUAGAUUCGAUUAAAGUGCCCAAAUCGAUGAGAAUUAUGGUCCACAAGCUUUGUGAGUUGGGAUGGCUAUUUAAGAAGGUUAAGGCUUACGUCUCUGAAAGUAUGGAUAGGUCCCCCUCUGAAGAUGUUGGCACAGUAGGGCAAGCAUUCUGUGCUGCAUUGCAAGAUGAGCUCUCAGAGUAUUACAAGUUAUUGGCUGUGCUUGAAGUCCAGUCUGUGAAUCCAAUUCCUAUGGUUUCUGAAUCGACAAAUUCGGGAAGUUAUCUAUCCUUGAGGAGAUUGUUGGUAUGGUUUGCUGAGCCAAUGGUGAAAAUGAGGUUAAUGGCUGUUCUUGUCGACAGUUUCAAGGCUUUGAAAGGUGGGGCAAUGGCUGGGGCUAUCCAUAUGCACGCACAACAUGGAGACCCUUUAGUGCAGGAGUUCAUGAGACGGCUUCUCCGCCGCGUGUGUUCUCCACUUUUUGAGAUGGUUAGAAGUUGGGUUUUGGAAGGCGAAUUGGAUGAUAUUUUUUCGGAGUUUUUUGUUCUAGGACAACCAGUAAAGGCUGAGUCACUAUGGGUAGAAGGAUACCGGCUGCAUUCAGUGAUGCUCCCGUCAUUUAUCUCACCAUCUCUUGCUCAGCGCAUUUUACGGACGGGGAAGUCGAUAAAUUUUCUGAGAGUGUGCUGCGAGGAUCAAGGAUGGGCUGAUGCUGCAUCAGAAGCUGCUGCUGCGGUUGGAACCACAACUAGAAGAGGAGGACUUGUCUAUGGGGAGACUGAUGCACUUGAAGCUCUGGUCACUGAAGCAGCGAAGAGAAUAGAUAAGCAUCUUAUGGACGUUAUAUACAACAGAUUUAAGUUCAAGGAUCACUGUAUGGCAAUUAAGCGAUAUUUGCUUCUAGGUCAGGGUGAUUUCGUUCAGUAUCUGAUGGAUAUUGUGGGACCAGAGCUCUCAGAGCCUGCGAACACCAUUAGCUCAUUUAAACUAGCUGGCUUACUGGAAAGUGCUAUCCGAUCUUCAAAUGCACAGUAUGACGAUCCUGAUAUAUUGGAUAGGUUGAGGGUCAAGAUGAUGCAACAUGGCACUGGAGAUAGGGGUUGGGAUGUAUUCUCGUUGGAAUACGAUGCGCGGGUUCCCCUAAAUACCGUGUUUUCGGAGUCUGUGAUGGCAAGGUAUCUUAAAAUUUUUAAUUUUCUCUGGAAGCUUAGGCGUGUUGAACAUGCCUUAAUUGGAAGCUGGAAGACAAUGAAGCCUAAUUGUAUCAGUUCUCACUUUUUAACAAAGAAGGAAUGCCCAGUUAAGUCACAAUUUGAUUCAACAUUAAGGCGAUGCCAAGUUAUUUGGGAUGAGAUGAACCACUUUGUUUCUAACUUGCAAUAUUACAUAAUGUUUGAAGUCUUGGAAGUAUCAUGGUCUCUUUUUGUUGAAGAAAUGGAGGCUGGAGAAGAUUUGGAUGACCUGCUCGCAGCACAUGAAAAAUACCUCCAUUCGAUUGUGGAGAAGUCUCUUCUCGGCGAACGAUCUCAGACCCUAUGUAAGACACUUUUUGUCUUGUUAGACCUCAUAUUACGAUUCAGAAGUCAUGCUGACCGGUUAUAUGAAGGGAUCUACGAGUUGCAGGCCAGGACAAUGGAGUCAUCUUUAUCUAUUCGAGGCAAAAACAAGUCAAAGCCUAGAUCAACUAAAGAGGCAACAGAGUUCGGGUCUUGGGCUGGCGGGGGUAGGAAAGCCCUAACACAGCGCGCUGGAGAAUUUCUUCGGAACAUGGGACAUGAGUUGGAUAGAAUUGCUAAUGAGUACUCGUCAACUCUUGAAGGCUUUAUCAGUCAAUUGCCUAUGCAGCAACAUGUGGAUUUGAAAUUCCUCUUGUUCCGACUAGACUUCACUGAGUUUUAUAGUCGCCUUCGUGUCAGUACAUAAAUAUACUGGUCUGGUCAAAGAAUGAUUGUGGUUAAUUCUUUCAGCAGAACAAGGCGUGGAGUUGCAAAGAGGGUCCCCACCAUUUGUUAUGUCACUUGUGACUCAACAUAUGCUGCGGGCCUGCAGCGACCAACCAGUAAUUUUUUCAUUGCAUGCAAUGGAAACUGAUGAUGUUGACCUUUCUGACGAGUUAGUGUGGGCAUGUUCAAUGUUGAAAAACUAAGGUAUUUGUAUUGUGAAGUCAAAUUGUUAAUUGUAUGGUUAAAUUCGAAGUAUUUCUUAUGAUCAACUCAGGUUGUUAGUGAAUACUAAUGUACACGAUUUGUAUCUGAUGUUUCUAGUGAUGAGUUUGUGUUGCCUUGUGGUGUUUCCAAGUUUCUUGACCUGAUUUGUGCAUCAGUGUUAUAUUUGUGUUCAUCAAUCAAUUAAUUGAUAAGGAAAGUGUUACAUUUUCUGUGGA
Papaver somniferum (opium poppy) is the source of this 3210-nucleotide messenger RNA. RefSeq names its product gamma-tubulin complex component 3-like. Lineage: Eukaryota; Viridiplantae; Streptophyta; Magnoliopsida; Ranunculales; Papaveraceae. The record is from RefSeq and is a predicted model, not a curated record. Gene Ontology annotation, biological process: mitotic cell cycle; cytoplasmic microtubule organization; microtubule nucleation. Bases 177 to 2750 code for a protein of 857 amino acids. The transcript has 3 exons. Gene Ontology annotation, molecular function: microtubule minus-end binding; gamma-tubulin binding. Gene Ontology annotation, cellular component: centrosome; gamma-tubulin small complex; equatorial microtubule organizing center.